This is a messenger RNA of Trypanosoma cruzi, 2236 nucleotides long. RefSeq names its product DNA helicase, putative. Gene Ontology annotation, molecular function: ATP-dependent chromatin remodeler activity; ATP binding. Gene Ontology annotation, biological process: DNA repair; replication fork processing. The record is from RefSeq and is a predicted model, not a curated record. Gene Ontology annotation, cellular component: nuclear replication fork. The annotation marks the transcript as partial. The transcript has a single exon. Lineage: Eukaryota; Euglenozoa; Kinetoplastea; Trypanosomatida; Trypanosomatidae.
GCGGCCGUUUCAGAAGAAAGGUGUGGAUUUCAUCAUCGCACGCGGUGGUCGUGGGAUGAUUGCAGAUGAUAUGGGUCUGGGCAAAACGGUUCAGGCACUGGCAGUGGCCCACCACUACCGUAACGAGUGGCCUGUGCUCAUUGUGUGUCCCCUGUCACUAGUGGAAAAUUGGACCAAGGAGCUCAUGCGUUUUUGCAGCAUUCCCAUUGGGCGGAUCGCUAUUUUUCAGAACAGCAAGGUACGUGUGACGGAUGUUCACAGUGCCGUUAUUGUGCCGUAUUCAUCGCUGAAAAGUCUGGAUACUCAGUCAACCACAUUCCAGGUGGUUAUACUUGAUGAGUCCCAUUAUAUUAAAACGGUAGACUCCAAGCGAACGGUGGCGGCUCUUAAGUUAUGUCGUGUUGCUCGUCGUGUGUUAUUGUUAUCCGGCACACCCACGUUAUCGCGGCCCAUUGAGCUCUACCCCCAACUACAGACUAUCAUGCAUCCAUCCUGGACCCCGUCCAAGUCUCUGUUUGCUGCGAGGUACUGUAACGCAUUUGUGGGUCGCUUUGGUGUGGACUACUUGGGCCACUCGCACAUGAGUGAACUACAUGUUCUGCUGCAGCAGUUUGUCAUUCGUCGCACGAAGCGGGAGCUUGGGAAUGAGCUGCCAUCGAAGAUCCGUCAACUGCUGUAUGUGUACAUUACACCGAAAGAAAAGAAGGCACUUGAAAAAAGUGUGUCGGCGCUUCGAAAUUCAUUUAGGGACGGGGCAACGCUCCCCACGUUAGGAGACGUGGCGAGCACGACGAACAUGGCUCAAGGUACCGGUGGGAAUUUAACGACAUGUACAGCCGGCGGCGUGACCGCAACAAGAAAUAUGACCGCCUUUGACCUGAAGAUUGCCACGGCUCGGGCCAAAAUAGCCGCUGUGCAGGACUACGUGAAGAGCACGACGGAGCAAAUGGUGGAAUCUGGGCAGAAGGUGAUCAUCUUUGCCCACCACCAAUGCAUGAUGGAGGCUAUUCGCGAGGCUGUGGAAAGCGUUCAACCUAAGCAGCCCCUAGACUACAUUUACAUUACAGGAGAGACACCAGCAGCCCAGCGAGAGGCGCUGACGACGCAUUUUCGAACGUCCACUAAUUGCCAUGUCGCGGUGUUGUCCAUGCACUCCUGUGGUGUGGGUCACAAUCUCACCUGUGCCACGAUGGUGGUCUUUGCGGAGCUGGAUUGGAAUCCAAGUACCCACCUGCAGUGUGAGGACCGUGUUCACCGCAUGGGACAAUCAUCUGCAUGCGUCAUCAAAUAUCUCCUCGCGGAGGGAACAUCUGAUAGUGUCAUUUGGCCGAUGCUGCAAACGAAAUUAAACGUGACGCAUGCUGUCCUUGAAGACAGCCAAGCUGGCGGUGAAGGAUGGAGCGCGGGGGCUGACACACGCCGAAUCCUCCGCUCCGACGUCCCUCUCACGCCAUCCUCGCCGGAGAAGAAGCAACUGACACUGGAGGGUUUUCUCUCUCACUCCGGUUCGCGUCCAUCACGUCCACUGACGCAAAGCAGCGACUCGAAUGCCGAAGUCUUAAAAACAUCGGACGAAAGUCCUCGAGCGGAUACAUCGCCGGACACACCGUUUCAAAGUCCAUCAGCAGUGGCACCUGCAGAGAAUGUUCUUUUUGACAUUGCAAAACUGCGUCAGCAGCGCGAAGCCCGUAAAGUUUUUCAUUCAAUGCCAGUUUUGGGUACAGCUGGCGCUGGAUCGUCUCCUGUUGCUGCGGUGACGGUGACACCACCACCACCACAAAUCCAAAGGCAGGUAACGUUGCAUGAAGUGUUAACGAAUCAUCCGGCAAAUUCCCCUACGCCGAAAAAUUCUCCACAACAACGAACGAACUUUCAUGUUGCAGUUGCAGCGAAGUCAUUUAACGAGCGUAGCGGGGCCGCCCAUACGUCUAGUUGUUCGAGUGAAACCACCGUUUGUGCCCCCAUUGUUUCUCAUCCUGUGAAGACUUUGUUUUUAACUCGGCCUGCAUCCGCGAAUUCCUCAUCGGCAGCGUCCUCUGUGAAGCCUCAUGCUGGUGCGAGCGCGGCUGAUCUUUCUGUUUUUUCUACAGCCUCUAAGGAGGGAUCUAUUUGCCUAGCGCCGUCGCCGCGUUCUGAGGAAAUACGCCGUUAUAAUGCCCGUAGAACGCCUUUUAUACUUGGCAGUACACUGGAAAAGCGCUUAAGGCCUGAUGACAUGGAAGACCAAGUCUCGUGA